This is a messenger RNA of Plodia interpunctella (Indianmeal moth), 2467 nucleotides long. RefSeq lists its product as uncharacterized. The transcript is spliced from 3 exons. The record is from RefSeq and is a predicted model, not a curated record. Bases 423 to 959 code for a protein of 178 amino acids. Lineage: Eukaryota; Metazoa; Arthropoda; Insecta; Lepidoptera; Pyralidae.
UGUUGAAGCUAAUAUUAUUAUACAAAAUGAUUCACAAGAUAGUGAUAAAACUUUGAAUAAAGAAGAGAAAAUAUUAUGUCAAAACGGCAUUCUGGUAAUUUGCAGAAGUAAAUUAUUGAGAGUGGUUUAAUAAUGAUUCACUCAAACUAUUUGUAAAAGCAAAUUUCUUGUGAGUGUUAUCGAGACAAAAAGUGCGAUAAAAUUGUCGAACGUUUAAAACUUCUGGAGAUUAUAUUUCAUAAACCAAAAGAUAGCAACUGUGUGCUACAUUAUUUCAAAAUAUAUUGAAUUGACAGGAUUGAAAAUAGAAAGAAAGGAAUAUCAUAUUUACCCGAAUUGAAGAAGCUAACUGGAAACUUAAUGGUUCUAGCAUAAAUAACAAAAUUGCCUAUUCGAAAACAAAAGAAAAUUUUCAAAUCAACAUGGCUCCAAUAUUUGGUGAACCGAACUACAACUUCAUCGAUUCCGAUGAAGAUUACGGUGAAUAUAAAUAUGAUGAUGAGGAGUCCGACGUCGCAUUGACUCACAUGGCGUUCUGGUACAUGAUGGUACUGGUCGUGAUGCUCCUGAGUUGGCUCGUGAUAUUCUUCUGCCUGAGGAUUAUAACUCUAGGGCAAAAAACGCGGACUCAGCAGCAGAGUCGUGUGUGCGUGGGCUCGCGGACAAGGCCGUCCCUGCAGGCCGAGCCGACUAUUUAUGUCAGCCCGGCCAACUUACCGCCACCACCGAAAUAUGAAGCGCUUGCGCCGCCCAGCUAUGAAGAGGUCAUGUCAGUCGCCUACCCAGUACAAGGAAUACAGCAGCAACCUGGGCAGCAACCAAUAGUCUAUCCAAUCACGCACGCCGUCGCUCAACCAUCGACCAAUAGGAGCGAAGACAGUCAGAACACUUCGCCGUCAACAGUGGUCACAGUCACCUCUGAUGUCAGAAGAACUUCAGUAACCGUCGCCACCACAUGAUAACGUAACGUUAUUUAUUAAACUAGUCGUUAAAUAACUAGUUAAUUAAACUGUUGUAAUGUGGGAAGUCACCGAUGCCACGUCUUAUUAUGUUAAUUUUUAGUGAUUGAUCGUAUCAGAUAUAUUAUUCUUUUUAUUUGAUUUUCAAUUUUUCACAUUCAAUUGCUGUUUUAAAUACUAUUUUGCACAGUGCUCACUUCCCAUCUAAACUCUUUGAAACUGGUCUUUGAUAUUAUUGAAUUAAGCAUUUGGUUUUUAAAUCAAACCUAAUAAUCUUUUUUUUUGUUAUUUUUAAGUAGAGUGGAUUUGUUGAGCGAAAUAAGUCAAAACGAACAAUUCAUCAUUAAAAAUGGUAUAAUAAUAAAAUUUAGAUAACGAGAGAUUGAUGUUGUUUCUACUAGUCUUUUUGAUUCUUUACAAAUUAAAUAAAUAUAGGUAAAUAACACAGAAAGAUUAUUAACAUUAUUAAAAAUAACUUGAGUAUAGUUUUUGCAUCAAAUGCAAAAUCAGUGGUCUUUUUCAACAUUUGAUAUACUUUUUUUUAUGUGCUAUGUAGUUAAACUAAACUUCUUUAAAAAGUAAGUUCCUGUUGAUGCCCGUGAUUUUAGUACAUUUUUAUUGCAUUUAAAACCAAACUAGUAGAUAUAAUAGUAUGGUACAAUACAAGUAAGUAUUAUCAACAUUCAUUUUAAGUUUAGAUUUUGUACCAAAAUAGUAUUUAUUUUGAAUAUAUUAAAAUGCAUUUCAGUAUUGUAAUUGGUUAUAGAAGUUUUUAAAACAUUUAUGAUCAAAUCAGUUAAUGUAAUUACUAGUGUCUUUUUUAAAAGAAAUUCUUUUUUAACGACUUUAGCCGUUAAAAAAUAACGCUAUUUCAUUAAAAUGUUGAAGCAUACUCUAAGCUAAAGUAUGUUUUGUUCUUUUCUGUCAAAUUCAAAUAAGUAAUAUGGUGAAGUAUAUUGUGAUAAAAUAUACGAUAUGUUUAAACUAUUCUUUAAUAGCUUAUGAAUAACGGAAUAAGAUUUUUGAAUAACGCAUCUACCUCAUAGAUGAGAAGUUAUUGCCUAAAAUAUAAUAAAAAAUAAAACGCUCCUACGCAAAGAAAUAUUUCACAACCACGUAAGCAAAUGAUAAAUGUGAAAAUGUGCUUAUUUGUCCUUCUUUCACAUCUAAGCGGAGCAUUGGAUUGAGCUGAUUUUUGGUGCUGAAAUAGUAUGGAGAGCUGUAAAGAGAGGAAAUUUUUUGCCCCGCGGUCAAAAGCCAAUAUUGUGUUAAAAACGGCUUAUUUUAACAAUUUUCCUGUAAAAUCUGUCUUCGUAGAGGACGCAAGACUGAUUAAAUGUUUCGGAGAAAUGUUGUUUAUUUUUCCGAAAAAUACAUAAAGAUGGGCACGGUGCUUAAAACAUGGACAUCUACUGACGGACGAUUGUGAAAACAUAAAAUAUAUUUUGUAGGUUUAAGUGACUUUGUAUAUAAAUAAUUGUAUAUUUUAUUAUAAUAUUAAGGACUUA